AUGGUGGCGGCAGCAGCUGCAGUCGAGCCGCCCUCUCAUGCAAAAGGCGCCUAUGAACCGAUCAAAGAUGUGAAUGCCUCAUUCAUUCAGGAAAUCGGAAGGUAUGCAUGUAUUGAGUACAACAGGAUAAACGAGAAGAAACCUGAGUUUACACCACAUGUAUACCAGAAAGUGGUGAAGGGGGAACAACAGGUGGUGGGUGGAAUGAACUACAGGCUCGCAUUAAUGGUCACAGUCAACAAACAAAGUCAAUAUUAUCAGGCCAUCGUGUAUGACAGGUCAUGGGAGAGCCACAGAGAACUUACAUCUUUCCGUCGCCUCUUGCAGAAUUGA
Molecule: messenger RNA, 333 nt
Organism: Momordica charantia (bitter melon)
Lineage: Eukaryota; Viridiplantae; Streptophyta; Magnoliopsida; Cucurbitales; Cucurbitaceae
Source: RefSeq, a predicted model, not a curated record